GACACCCGUCUUUCCUUCAAAGGGAUCAAUACGUGCAAUCCAAAACUAUGACGUCAUGUCUUCAGAUAGAGCCCUUGUAUGAGAUCAAAGAUGGCGAUUCUAGAGCCAACAUGACUGACUUGAAAAAAUAUAAAACGAGCUUACUGAUGUAUUCCUGAAAGGUGGAGGGAUUUGAAGAAGGCACUCUCCAGCCAUGCACUUAAGAGGUGUAUGUCUCUUGUUACUGGCGGGUGUCAUUGUCACAUGGGCUGGACUGACACAGGAUUAUAAUCAGGUCUAUUACCUUGGUUUUGAUCGGUACAAUGGAGAACGCUUGUACGAUGAUUCAUCACACAACAACAACGCGACUCUCAUGAAUGUUCAGUUGGAUAAAGAAGCAGGUAGCUGUGGCAAAUGUGCUAAGAUCUGCUGUGGUGGACAGAUUAUAAUAGACGGAUCAAAGUUCGUUGGAAUUCCUUACAUUGAAGUUACUAUUGCAAUGAUGGUACAAUUAAAGGAAACAUCCGGAACAAUAGAUCUUUUCGAGACUAUUGGAGGACCGCCCAGAUCUAAUCACGAGGAACCCCAAUAUGAUCUACAAGUUGAAAAUGCCAGGGUACGCUGGUUUCACCGAAAUGAAAAUGGUUCCACCGUGUUCAGUAUCAUAACAGACGGUCCUGUGUUAUCCAAUGGAAAAUGGUAUCAUUUAGCCGCAAUGUAUGACGGCCUUCGGGGCAUUGCUAAGAUUUAUAUCGAUGGAAAACUUUCAAAACAGGAAACUGCUGACCCCGGUGUAUUCCUGUCGCGAGACUGGUCUAAAUAUGCGGGGAUCGGCUUAUAUGGCGGAAAAGGUCGUUUAGAGGGCUACGUAGACGAGUUUUACAUUUACAACAGGACUCUAGCGGAACCUGAGCUAAAAACGCUUAUUAAAAAGUGCCAAGGGCCCCAAAGCACCAUGGUGUUACAUCUGAGCUUUGACAGGAAAACUGGUGAUACGUUUCUGGAUGAAUCAGGACUUAUGAACCACGCAAAGGUUGGUGGGCCGCCUCUGCAACCAGGCCAACCAAAACCUGCUCCUCCUCCACCUGCAAAAGGAAGCUGUGGAAACGGAGUACAACUAAAUGCUGGACAAGCAGAUGUCAAACUGGACGGGAAAACGUUCCGGAACAAACCAAUUGAUAGUGUAACCAUAGCAAUGUGGUUAAAUGCUACUUCGGUUAAGGGAAAACAUUACUUGUUUGAUACGAUUGGUGGCCAUUCAGCGCACAAACACGACCAGUAUCUUCUGAUGAUGGAGAACGGGGCCAUCGGCUGGAGUCAUAACGACCAAAAUGAUAAACAACUCUUCAAAGUUGUCACUGAUCCUAUAGUAACGGAGAAACAAUGGAUGCAUAUCGCAGUAACAUACAAUGAGCAGAGUGGCCAGGCUAAGGUGUUUAUUAACGGCAACCUCAACAAGCAAGGGCCUGCAUCAGGGAGAUUGUCAGAAGACUGGGACAGCUAUGCAGCAUUUGGCAAACAUGAAGGAACUGUCACAGAUGUCGACACUCUGGACGAAAUAUACAUGUACAACAGGGAGUUGACUCCGUUUGAAGUGAAAACGCUCUAUGAUAACUGCAAUUUUGGGUUAGCCAAAACACCGAGCACUGGUCAAGUGUUCUACUUUGGAUUUGACCGCGUGUCAGGCAGUGAUGUGUUUGAUGACUCCGGUAGCCUGAAUGACGGUAAAUUAACUAGCCUUGCUACCGUGACAAAGACCAGUGGAACUUGCGGGAAUGGACUUCAACUACGUGGAGGCAAUAUUUUGAUUGACGGACAACGAAUACAGAGAAAACCGCUGUUCAGUGUGACAGUGGCGCUAUGGCUCAAGUUGAAUACCAACCGCGGUCAACAGUCUGUCUUCAGCACCUGCAAUCCCGAUAACCCGUGGAACACACAUCAGCAGUAUUCGCUAACGAUCAAAGACGGAAGAGUCAGAUGGUUUCACCGUAAUGAAAAAUCCCAGACUGUUUUCAGCGCCGAGACAAACUCGCCACUUGUACCAGCUGGAACAUGGACUCAUAUCAGCUGCACUUACACCGCAACUGGCGGGAAAUCUGAGAUAUAUGUGAAUGGGGUGUUAAAAAAACAAGAGCUCACUGGCAGUGGAAUUCUUUCUCAGGAAAGAGCACGAAAUAUUUAAUACAAUCGGAAGCCAUUCCGAUCACAAGCAUGACCAAUACCACUUCGCAGUGCAGGAUGGGAAGGUAAUUUGGUAUCAUCACCAAGAAAACGACAAAGAAGUGUUCAAUGUCGUCACCCUUCCCUCCAUUCCUGCGCGCAACUGGACACACGUGGCAGUGACGUAUGACUCUACAGCCAUGCUGGCGAAAGUUUAUGUUAACGGAGUCAUGGUGAAACAAAAAUCUGCGAGCGGUGACCUGUCUCAAGAUUGGGGCCAUUUUGCCGGUAUCGGAAGACAUUUUUAUACAGGAUCUUAUUUAACAGGACUAGUUGAUGAAUUUAUCAUUUAUAAUUACGCUCUUAGUGACGUGGAAAUGAAGUAUCUUGCACAAGGGCGGUGCUCCAAAAAAUAAGAGCUCUGUCAACCUACUUACGUAUUAAAUAUAUUUUUUUUAACUUAAAAAUAAGGUAUAUCAAGACAGUUUCUUUAUGAAGUCCGUUUCUUUAAAAUAUUCUUUUUAUAUCUGCUGCGAUAUUUAGGUAAAUUUCACUCCCCAGUGUGUCAUGUAAGAGUUAGUAAACUAAAAAUGAGCUUAUGUGGUUGAAAGAAGUGGUGUGCAUUUGAUGAUAAUUUGAUUUUAAGGGCGCUUUGUUAAAAAGUUCAAGUUUAGGAGUAGAUAAUUGCUUGUGAAAUCUCGGAUGCAUAGUUUGUUAUGAACAAGCAAGAAAAAAAACGUAGCUCAAAUAUCUGUUUACUAUCAUUUUCUGUCAAUUUAUUUAAACUAAGACGUUUUAAGUAAGAACGAACAAAGGCCCCAGAGCCCAACGAUUGUGCUUCCUUCGCGUUUGUUUCGCGUUUCAAUUUUCCCUUUAACACCAUGGUCUUUGACAGCUUUAGUAAGUUGAACUUGUCAAUGACCAACUUUAAUCAGAACAAUCAGUUCGACAUGUGAACAACAUAACGAUGGUAUCUGGAACAGGUGUCGGCUGCAAUGAGGGGAAAGAGGAGAAUUGUGGUCACUCCUCACGAUGGACCGAAAUAGGUAUUCUUCGCCUCUCAAUUGGAGGGUGAAUCAUUUUCAAAUGAUCGAACAACUGUGCAUCAAAUUCCAGCUUAGGAAGAAUCAAUAUCACAUUUAUUGCAAAGCAAGUUAUGUACAGUAUAGCUUUAUUCAUAAACUCUGUCAUGUGUGAACAAAAUAUAUUGCAGCAAAUAAAUAGAAAUAGAUAUUAAACUCACUUCAGUACUGCAGUUAUCCACGCCGCAGUGCUGCCUGUACAAUAAA
This is a messenger RNA of Pocillopora damicornis (cauliflower coral), 3428 nucleotides long. RefSeq lists its product as uncharacterized. NCBI's taxonomy places the organism in Eukaryota, Metazoa, Cnidaria, Anthozoa, Scleractinia, Pocilloporidae. The record is from RefSeq and is a predicted model, not a curated record.